Camelina sativa (false flax) is the source of this 1480-nucleotide messenger RNA. The record is from RefSeq and is a predicted model, not a curated record. NCBI's taxonomy places the organism in Eukaryota, Viridiplantae, Streptophyta, Magnoliopsida, Brassicales, Brassicaceae.
UCAGGUUAAUCUCGGUAGCGACCAGCGAGUACCGAGGAAGACCAUGGCGGGUAAGCAGAUCGGCGGAGACGGCGGUUUACCGGCAAAUCUCGCCGGAAUGACAAAAAGUCAGCUCUACGACAUUAUGUCGCAGAUGAAGACGUUGAUUGAUCAAAACCAUCAACAAGCGAGGGAGAUUCUGAUUCGGAACCCUCUUUUGACGAAGGCUCUUUUCCAGGCACAAAUCAUGCUUGGAAUGGUUCAGCCUGCUCAAGUGGUUCCUAAAGUUGAACCACAAGCCGGGCAACAACAGCCUCAACAAUCUCAUCAAUCUAUCCCACCAAAGCCAAACGUUCAAGCUCAUAUGUCAUCUGUUCAAGGCGGAGUCGGCUUACAAGAGCCAGCAGCUAUAAUGCAGCCACAAGCCCCGAUUAGGAAACACCCAACACCGCAGCCAAUGCCUAUGCCUCCUCCUCCUCCUUCUGUUAAUAAUGCACCAUCACAGCCUCGUUUUUCCCAUCCCCAGCGUCAGGGACAUCUGAAUCCUUCUGUCUCUUCUUUGUCUCAUUCACAGUCUUCUCAAGUUCAGAGCGCGCCUCCCCCGGCUCCCCAUCAUCCAACAUCCCAACCAACCCCUUUUCAUCAUCUUGAUGUACCAGCUUCCUCGACUCAGUUGCAGCAACAACCUAUGCACUCGGGUGGAGGUCCUCAUUUGACUCAGCAACAGCCUAGACCAUAUCAUCAUCAAUAUGGAGCAGCCCAGACUGGUCCAAACACUGGGUUUCAGCACCAUGGGGCACCUCCUCAGCAUCUUUCUCAACCCAUGUUUCAUUCAGGCAAUAGACCUUCUGCUUCUGGUGGACCUCAAUUCCCGCAGGUGCAGCCAGAUCUGUCAAAUCAGUCACCAUAUCAGGGAGGAGGUCAAUAUCGGGGAGACUACAGCAAUAACCAGCUAGGAGGUCCAAUGGCUGCAGACAGAGGAACUUCUUGGAUGUCUGGCCAAUCAGAGAGCUCAAGCAUUACUCAUCUCCCAGGCUUAGGACCGGUGCCUCCACCAAGCCAAGUUGGGCCUGGAGGUGGCCCACCACCUCGGCCUGGACCGAUAUCUGCAGAGAUGGAGAAGGCAUUACUUCAACAGGUGAUGAGUCUGACGCCAGAGCAGAUCAAUCUGCUGCCACCAGAACAGAGAAACCAAGUCCUUCAGCUUCAACAGAUUCUCCGACAGUGAAGCUCAUUGUACGGUCGCUUGGUCUCCAUGUUAGAACUUAGGAGAGACAGGUUUUGGCUUUGUAAGGUCGGAAUUAAGUUUGGGAUAAUUUGUAAAAAGAAAAAAGGUAAUUAGUUUUUUUUCCAAGUUCAAGUCUAUCAUCCCUUAAUGCUUUGGUACGUGUGCUCUCUUUGAUUUAAUGUUCUGUAACAGUUUUCUUAUUAGUUAUUGUUACUUUCAAAGAUUCGAAGUCAGUUCUUUUGCAGACUUUUUGAGUUAACUCUUGUUUAACCA